Paramuricea clavata is the source of this 303-nucleotide messenger RNA. The record is from the annotation of a GenBank genome assembly. Lineage: Eukaryota; Metazoa; Cnidaria; Anthozoa; Malacalcyonacea; Plexauridae.
AUGGAGGAGGCGAAGCUCGAGAAAAUCUCCCAAGACGUCAGAAACGAUGGUCGAAGAAUCGAGAAGCGGCGAACGGACGAAAUCGUGUCGAGGUGUUGGACGUGCGGCGGAAGCGGCCAUUCAAGACAAGAAUGCCGGAGAAAGAACGUGACUUGCUUCAACUGCGGAAAAAUCGGUCAUCUGGCACAAGUCUGCAGAAGCGAAAGAAAGUUCACGUCACGGCCAACGCAACGAUUCGAUAAAGCAACGAAGAUCAACGAAGUCAAAGAAUUCGAAGAAAUCGCUACGAUCUCGAACGAAACG